Molecule: messenger RNA, 1707 nt
Organism: Gossypium arboreum
Lineage: Eukaryota; Viridiplantae; Streptophyta; Magnoliopsida; Malvales; Malvaceae
Product: probable xyloglucan galactosyltransferase GT15
Exons: 1
Coding region: 235-1686 (483 amino acids)
Molecular function (GO): glycosyltransferase activity
Source: RefSeq, a predicted model, not a curated record
UUACUUGGUCAACCAGUCUUUUUUUGUUUUCCAGUCCGUGUAAGCUCAAAAUAAAAAAUCAUUUUUCUUGAUUCAUGAAUCAUCCCUAGCUUUUACAUGCAUUUGCCCAUUGAAAAUCUUUUCCCCCCAUCAUCAAGUCAGCCAUUUUCAAUAUCUUAUGAUAGCUUGAAAGUUCAUGAACAAGCUCUCAUUCAUUCAUUCACUUAUUUCUUUUUCUUUUUCCUUUAAUCUGCAAUGAAACUCCAUGUAUUGAUAUCAGAGUUUUGUGCAGGAAAUCCCACCAAGAAUAUCAAAUGGAAGAAUCAAUCGAAAAGAAAGUAUUGCAGCAAUCACUUCUGUUUUGUUCUAUUUUUCCCCGUUGUUUUGUUCUUCAUGUUACUCUGUUUUAAUCAUCUCUUCUUUGAGAACAUUAAAGGGCACGUUUAUUUUCACGGAAAAUCAACUGGUUCUGUAACUUAUUUUCCUGGAAAGUUGAACGAAACCGAAGAUUCAUGCUUGGGUCGGUACAUUUAUAUCCAUGAUCUUCCCAAGAUAUUCAAUGAAGAUGUGAUCAAAGAUUGUCAGUUGAUUACAAGAUCAACUGAUAAAUACAGUAUGUGCAAAUCUUUGGAAAAUUCGGGUUUAGGCCCUGGGAUUGAAGCUUUAAAUGCUUCGGAUUUAUGGAAGAAUAGUUGGUUUUCUACGAAUCAGUUCAUGUUGGAGGUUAUUUUUCAUAAUCGAAUGAAGAAAUACGACUGUUUAACCGACGAUUCGACUCUUGCUUCCGCCGUUUUCGUGCCGUACUAUGCUGGUUUGGAUCUUCGUCGAUAUUUGUGGGGAUUCAAUACGUCGAUGAGAGAUUUAUCGGGGAUCGAUUUGGUUGCUUGGCUUGCAAGAAAACCUGAAUGGAAAAGGAAUUCAGGUAUGGAUCAUUUCUUGAUUUCAGGUCGGAUUGCUCGAGAUUUUCGACGAAAAUCGAACCGGAAAUCGGACUGGGGCAGCAACUUCAGGCUCUUGCCGGAGUCGGAAAACAUAACAAUGUUGACAAUCGAAACAGGGUACUCAAAAAACGACGUUGCGGUACCGUAUCCGACGUAUUUCCAUCCUGUAAAUGAUUUCCAAGUUCAUCAAUGGCAAGAAUUCCUCAGAAAACAGAACAGACCUUACUUAUUCUCGUUCGCAGGUGCUCGAAGAUCGAAACAAAAAGGAUCAAUCCGUGCCGAGAUUAUCGACCAAUGCCAAGCUUCAAACAAGUUAUGCAACUUCAUGGAUUGCAGUUUGUUCAAUCAAUGCGACGACCCAGUUAACUUAAUGAGUCUAUUUCGAAGCUCAGUCUUCUGUUUGCAACCUCCGGGAGAUUCGUUAACCCGAAGAUCAACAUUCGAUUCGAUAUUAUCGGGUUGUAUCCCAGUUUUCUUCCAUCCAGGGAGUGCUUAUACACAAUAUGUAUGGCAUUUACCAAAGGAUCACAACAGAUAUUCAGUAUUCAUUUCAUCAAAGGAUUUACGAGUUGGAAAAGUUACAAUCAACCAAACAUUGCUUCAAGUUUCGAAGGAUGAACAAUUGGCAAUGAGAGAAGAAGUUAUAAAAUUGAUUCCAAGGAUCGUUUAUGGUGAUCCUAGGUCUAGGUUAGAGACCAUAGAUGAUGCAUUUGAUUUAGCAAUCAAUGGAAUUCUGAAAAGAAUAAAAAUUUUGACAAAAAAUUGACACAGGGACCAUCCUGAAAAA